Messenger RNA from Enhydra lutris kenyoni (northern sea otter), 1887 nucleotides. Its product is annotated as CTD small phosphatase like. Gene Ontology annotation, molecular function: RNA polymerase II CTD heptapeptide repeat phosphatase activity. Lineage: Eukaryota; Metazoa; Chordata; Mammalia; Carnivora; Mustelidae. The coding region runs from base 22 to 819 and encodes 265 amino acids. The record is from RefSeq and is a predicted model, not a curated record. The transcript has 7 exons.
UGGCCGCCGCGCCGCGCACCCAUGGACGGCCCGGCCAUCAUCACCCAGGUGACCAACCCCAAGGAGGACGAGGGCCGCGCGCGGGGCGCCAGCGAGAAAGCAUCCCAGUGCAACGUCAGCUUAAAGAAGCAGAGGAGCCGUGGCAUCCUCAGCUCCUUCUUCUGCUGCUUCCGUGACUACAAUGUGGAGGCGCCGCCCAACAGCAGCCCCAGUGUGCUUCCGCCCUUGGUGGAGGAGAAUGGUGGGCUUCAGAAGCCCCCAGCUAAAUACCUCCUUCCAGAGGUGACGGUGCUUGACUAUGGAAAGAAAUGUGUGGUCAUUGAUUUAGAUGAAACAUUGGUGCACAGUUCAUUUAAGCCUAUUAGUAAUGCUGAUUUUAUUGUUCCGGUUGAAAUCGAUGGAACUAUACAUCAGGUAUACGUGCUCAAGCGGCCCCACGUGGAUGAGUUCCUCCAGAGGAUGGGGCAGCUCUUCGAGUGUGUGCUCUUUACUGCCAGCCUGGCCAAGUACGCAGACCCCGUGGCUGACCUGUUGGACCGCUGGGGCGUGUUCCGGGCCCGGCUCUUCAGAGAAUCAUGCGUCUUCCAUCGUGGGAACUACGUGAAAGACCUGAGUCGCUUGGGCCGGGAGCUGAGCAAAGUGAUCAUUGUGGACAAUUCUCCUGCCUCGUACAUCUUCCAUCCCGAGAAUGCAGUGCCCGUGCAGUCCUGGUUCGAUGACAUGACGGACACAGAGCUGCUGGACCUCAUCCCCUUCUUUGAGGGCCUGAGCCGGGAAGACGACGUGUACAACAUGCUGCACAGACUCUGCAGCAGGUAGCGCCGGCCCCCGAUGCCUCCCACCCGUGCGCCCUGCAGCCGCCGGCCUCGGGGGCCCACCCGGCCACAGCUCCCCGGGAGCGCCCAGUGGGGACACUCCGUGCUCCAGGCCACGAGGGCCAUGUGGCCAUACCUACCUGGUUGCUUUUUUAAGAACAGAAACAACUAUUUUAAAAUGAACUCUUUUAACCAAUUUCAUAAAGGGACAUGCAUUUUACUGGAUUUGCUUUUCUUAAAACAUACCAAAAAGGAUAAAAAUGGGGAGGGGGGAGAAAAAAAGCUUGAGAUCUAUCAGAACUUCCUUUCAACUGGCCCCACUUGGCCCCCUCCUCCAAGCAGACAACCUGUCCCUUUCUAUCCCAGCUCGGAGCAGCUGACCCAACUCAGAAUCUCUUUCCUCCAGGAUGAAGUGCCUUUUUGAAUGUUAUUUUAAGCUGAGAGUUAAUUUUUCUACACAACAUAUUUCCAGACAUCUUUUAGUCUUUUAUUAUCUUAAGAUUCUCUAAAAAAAAAAAAACCGAAUAUGACAAUUUUCUAGAACCUGGGGUGGGCGGGUGGCGAGGGAUGGAGGUGAGUCCUAGAAGCCAGUCUCCCAGCAGGUGUGCGUGCUCUGACGCCCGGUGGCGGCGCUGCAGGACCGGGCUCCCGCAAGGAGCCUCGACGACCGUGGCAGUGUCUUGGUUCAUUACGUACCCAGUUUGGAAUGUACCUGCAGUCGUGCGGCUCGACACUUUAGGAAACAAUAGAUACUUUUAUAUUAUCACUGUUACUUCGGAUGGUGACAGUUGUGUCCUGCGGUCACACUUUCCCCUUGAAAAGUGGCAUCGUCACCUCUACUUUCAACCACUGCCAUACUUCUGUACGUUUUUUGUUCUGUGGCUGUCGUUCUGGGUAGAGCAGUUCCAAGAAACUCCAAAACCCUCGGAUAUCUUAAAAAAAAAAAAAAAGAAAGAAAGAAAUCUGUUGAUUGAUUUUUAAAUUUUUCCUUUCCAAAAGCUGGAUACACACGGAGCUGUUUGGGAAUUUUCUUUGCUGCUACCACGCUGCCACCAAAUGGAAUUGACCAGCG